Clonostachys rhizophaga is the source of this 1545-nucleotide messenger RNA. The record is from the annotation of a GenBank genome assembly. Lineage: Eukaryota; Fungi; Ascomycota; Sordariomycetes; Hypocreales; Bionectriaceae.
AUGGCGAUCACCCUGUCAUCCCUGCCCAAUGAACUCCUCCUGCAAAUAUGCAAACGUCUCGCGAACGACACCGAUCUAUCUAAUUUCCGCUUAGUCUGCCGGUUAUUUGGCGAAGUUGGCCUCCCUGCCUUAGGCGCAAGAGUGACUUUUGCGCUGGUGCCCGAGAGCAUCAACCGGCUGCGCGACAUAUCCUCAGAUCCCGUUUUCAGCCGCCAUACAUCUACAGUCGUUUGCUUGAUGAACGUCUUUUAUCCUUACAGUACUAUCAGGUCUUUGAAGUUUUCUAUGACAAAGCCGUUGACCUCUGGGAAUCAUGUGGCGCACGAAGUCGGCCUUUCAGAGGAUGACUGGGCGGAGAGCAUGAUGCAUUACAAUCUACUGCUGGCUGCCCAAGACGAAGCUUUCAAGACCUUGCAGACUUCACAAGACCUCCAGAUUGCUUGUCGGCGCUUCAAUAACCUGCAGAAUUUGCAUAUCCGAGACGCCAGGGGCUUCCAGCCAGAUCAUUUACGCAGCAACCAGGCUUACCAAUUUCUUAGUCAACGGCACGGUGAUUUGACACACUGCUCUGUCUUGCCAGCUUUCAAUUUUAGCGUCUUCCCGCACAAAAUCGCCCUUCCUGGUGUUUGCUUGCUAUCAUCGUUGUUAGGCGCCUUCACUGAAUCUCAACUGAGGACUCUACAGGUCGAUGCACUCGCUCUCGAAGUUUUCCAGGAGGAAGAUGAGGUCUACUCCCAGAUAAGGAAAUGCAUCCAGAGUCUCCGCACGUUGAAAUUAUGCAUCUGGGCCGCGAGUGAAGAUGAUGAGAGGGAGAGGGCCGACCGAAUUCUGUCCAAGAACCGACUCAAGAAGUUUCUAUGCUCGGCUCCCCAUCUCGAAGUCUUGGAAGUCAGUAUCAAUGGCGCAUUCUUCGGGACUGGGAUUUACUACGCCAAUUCAGCUUAUAUUCUACCGAGAGAGUACACAUGGCAUCGCAUACGAAGGCUCCGGUUUUCGCAGGUUGAAUUCUUGACAUCUGAUUUCUUGGAUUUCCUCAGCUUCCAUGGACACACCCUUGAAUAUGUUGGACUAAGAGAUUGCGCAAUUGCCGGCCCCCCUUCGCAAGGUCUACAGCGAUGCUUUUGGUCAGAUAUUCUCAUCCCUCUGGCCACCACGUACUCCCUUUCAACCCUUUCGCUUUCCGGCUGGUUCACAGUGCCGGCUUUCGUCGAGCAUGAUCAGAACCAAGAAAUUAGGAUCCUCCCCGCGAUGAACAUGGAGCAUGACAGAGUCAAGGAUGUCAAGCUCAGUGUGGGGAAAGCAAUCGAAAUGGCUGCUUGCUCGAAAGAAUUCAACUCGUUUUUACAAGCUGAAGUGGGAAGACGUAAUGGCCUGGCUAUGGACACCGACGGGAGCGCUAUAGAAGGUCUAGCUACCGAGAUCAAGGAAGGCAUUAUCCGAGAUUUGAUGGACCGCGAGCCAGUCAGACCGACGAAGGUAGCAACCGAAGUCGUCCCAACAAGAUACUCGGAUUACCUUAAGUUGUUUACACAAGACGAUGAGUAG